AUGUCCGCCUCCUGCUUCACUGUAUGUGAGUCGCUAACGACGAGAUCUUCAUGGCUGGCGCGAAACGGUUGGACGGCUCUACCGGGGCAGUCAAGGGCGCUAAGCGACUUCUUAGCGUUUCUUGGACGCAUUUCGCGGUGUCGGAAGGUUCAUCGGUAUGUCACCGCUGGCUGCAUUUGUGUCGUUGCCGUCACGUGUGUCAUGCGGCAUUUUCGUCAUCCUAUUGCAAGGAGGGGGGUGAGUGGCCCGUGGAAACUCCUAAAGGGUUGUCAGGUAUGGCUGAGACGAGCACGCAGCUGUGAUCCCCCUUUUAGGCAGCAGGAGGACGCGGUUAGUGUUGAAGGAAGUUUUUGCUCCUAUCAGUCGUCGUCGAUAACCUCUACUUCUACAUCUUCCACACCCUUAUCGCCUGGUGCCACGUUGUGCGUUGAUGAGGAUGUUAACUCCACAGAUGUGGCCGAGAGGUCCUUCGAUUGGCACCGCCGGCGUUUGGAGCGAAAAUAUGUCGCGCCGCUGUUGCUGAUGUUGGCGGAGGUGGAGUGUGUGGGACAGCGGCUACUUCACGCGGCAACGCUGGUGAGAGGAGCCGUUAGUGUUCCCGUCGGGGAGAAGGUUGCAGGUGCGAAGGGUUCGAGCGUAAAAAAUGAGGAAGCGGGGUCGCUGCGUAAGCUCCUCCACAUCAAGACAAUGGAUGCAGAUGACUUACUUACACAGCUAAUAACUCAGCUUACUAUGAUACCUGUAGGAGACAAUCUCUCAUUGAAACUGAGACGUGAGGCUCUAAUGUCUUCCACCUCUGUUUUUGCGGAGUGCAUUGCUAAAUGGAUGUACCUGCCUCUAGGCACUUGGUGA
Molecule: messenger RNA, 852 nt
Organism: Trypanosoma brucei brucei TREU927
Lineage: Eukaryota; Euglenozoa; Kinetoplastea; Trypanosomatida; Trypanosomatidae
Exons: 1
Coding region: 1-852 (283 amino acids)
Source: RefSeq, a predicted model, not a curated record